Plasmodium coatneyi is the source of this 906-nucleotide messenger RNA. RefSeq lists its product as uncharacterized. The transcript is spliced from 2 exons. The record is from RefSeq and is a predicted model, not a curated record. NCBI's taxonomy places the organism in Eukaryota, Apicomplexa, Aconoidasida, Haemosporida, Plasmodiidae. Bases 1 to 906 code for a protein of 301 amino acids.
AUGUUUCUGAAAAAUAAGAAUACCUCCUCAAGUGGCAGUAUGAGCUGUACAUGUAAUAUGCUCGUGGGUGAAAGCUUAAGUAAGGCUGAUGCAAAUGCUUCAAGAAAAGAUCAAACAAAGAAGGAAGGAUCGAACUCCAUUUUCUUCUAUUCCAAGAUUUUUGCCUGUACCCUCUUGAUUUGGGCUUCACAAUGUUCCUACAGCCAUACCAACUUUAGCAGUUCUCACGAUGAGGCAUACACUACAGGAAGCGUAGUAAACGCGUCUUUCAGCAGAAUCUUAGCAUCCAAUGAACCACACGGAAACCAUGGACCCAAAGCACACGGAUCUCAUGCGCCUGAAGGAGCCCAGGAUGAAGAGCAUCCAUCCACUUCACAAUCCCCACCACACCAAGGAUCACAAGAUGGAGCAUCAGCACAUUUCGAGCUAAAUAUUGACAUUGAGAAAAAAUUAAAAGAUUUGAAAGAUGUCAUUUGGGAUAAGGUAGAAAAUGCAGUUGAAUGGGGAACUCUCUCAGAUAAUGUAAAAGGUUAUUUAGAAAAAAUCGAUUCAAACAUUGAAAACAAAAUUGUAGAUGAAGUCAACAAAGCUAAUCGAGAUAGUAAUUUAAUGGAGAAACCAGGUGCCAAAACACAGAUAAUCAGUAGUUUCUCCCAGAAUUAUACUAUUAUAACACCACCUCUGUUGUUAUUAGUUUUAUCCGUUUUGACAUCCGAAAGAUGUAAGAAGCAUCUGGCAAACAUAUUGUUGACAGCUCUUUUGGUAUCAAUGACUUAUAUUUUCUUUAAGCUGAAAAAAAUGGACGAUGUUAAAAAAAAAAAUGCCAAUGAUCACGAGAACUACAAGAAAGAUGACCAAUACGGUAGUAAGAAGUCUAAGGAUAAAUUUAAAGGUUCCCAUAAGUAA